GAAACUUUGCUCAUUGGUGCUUACGGAAUUAUCAAAAAACAAAAAUGAUGGUAGGUACAAGCCGGAGGUUGGAGAUAUCAUAGUGGGGCGUGUUAUUGAGGUUGCUCCAAAGCGUUGGAGAGUGGAGAUAAACUAUAGCCAUGAUGCAGUGUUGAUGCUUUCUUCAAUGAACUUACCUGACGGCAUCCAGAGGCGACGAACUGCUCUGGAUGAACUCAACAUGCGCAGCAUUUUUGAGGAGAAUGAUGUCAUUUGUGCUGAAGUUCGUGGUUUUCAACAUGAUGGUUUACAUCUCCAAGCAAGAAGUCAGAAGUAUGGAAAGCUUGGAAGGGGUCAAUUGCUGACAGUCCCUUCUUAUCUAGUGAAAAGACGCAAGCAGCACUUCCAUAAUUUAGAAAACUAUGGUAUUGACCUGAUAAUUGGCUGUAAUGGGUUCAUCUGGGUUGGGGAACAUGUUCAAGUGACAGACGAUAUGGUAGUGGAUCAAGUGAACAAGUCUGAACAAGAUGAUGCCAAACCUGAUGAAAAUUCCUUUAGUCCCGAAUAUCAAGAGAAAAACUACACUCGGCAAGAGACAAGAGAGAACAUAUGCAGGGCUGCAAAUGCUAUCCGCGUAUUGUCUACUUUAGGCUUCAAUAUUACUGUAGAAGUAAUCACGGAGACGGUUGAUUUGAGCACUUCUAUAAAUGUUGCUAUACAUGAAAUGCUCGGUUCAGAGUUCUAUGUUUUGGUUGCAGAGAAGGAGUCUGUAAGGCGAAGCAUGACCAAAAAAAAGUGAUGACUGUGUGUCCACUUGUGAAUUCUGUUAUAAGAGAGUUGUUCGUCCUUAAUCCUUUUCUUUUCUCUUUAUAUUUUACACAAUCAAACGUAUUUUUGGAGAACCAGUGAACAGGAGUUAUAUUGAUGUCUAAAACGUUUGACUACCUCUGAGAAUUGUAUUACUGCUUGUAAAAACAAACAAAAAUUGAAAAUUGUAUUACUGCUUGUAAAAAA
Molecule: messenger RNA, 993 nt
Organism: Prunus avium (sweet cherry)
Lineage: Eukaryota; Viridiplantae; Streptophyta; Magnoliopsida; Rosales; Rosaceae
Product: exosome complex component RRP4 homolog
Biological process (GO): poly(A)-dependent snoRNA 3'-end processing; CUT catabolic process; TRAMP-dependent tRNA surveillance pathway
Cellular component (GO): nuclear exosome (RNase complex); cytoplasmic exosome (RNase complex)
Molecular function (GO): RNA binding
Source: RefSeq, a predicted model, not a curated record